Messenger RNA from Rhizophagus irregularis DAOM 181602=DAOM 197198, 927 nucleotides. Lineage: Eukaryota; Fungi; Glomeromycota; Glomeromycetes; Glomerales; Glomeraceae. The record is from RefSeq and is a predicted model, not a curated record.
AUGUAUUUAUCAUAUUAUGGAGAUGUAAAAAAGAAAGCCAGAUGUAAGCUUCAUGGUGAUAUGGUCAAAAAUUUUAUUGGAGAUUUUUAUCAUAUGAGAAAUAGUUACACUCAAACUCAAUUUGAUUUGAGAUUUAAUGAUAUACUUUCAAAAUAUGAACCAUAUCGUUCUUAUCUUGAAAAUAAACUUUACCCUAGUCGUAAUUCUUGGGCUAGAUAUUCCAUUGCAAAAGUAUUUACAGCAGGGGCGAAGUCAACACAACGUGUUGAAUCUAUUAAUGGUGUACUGAAAAAACAUUUAGAUCGUGGUACUUUACUAAAGGAUUUAGUAAAAGUAGUUGAAAGUGAAUUGAAAAAAGAAUUACAAUAUAUCCGAAUUAAAGACUAUUAUGGUUUAAACCCAUCAGUAGGACUUCCUUCAACUUUUAAUACGAUAUUUAAAGAAAUUGAUAAUAUUUUACAAGCUCAUUUAUCACUUAUUCCAUUGUCUCUUCAACAAUCUAAUUCAACAUUUGGUGAUAUAAUUGAGCAUGAAUAUGAUUUGCCACAAAUUCGAUUACAUGAGCUUAUAUUAGAGAUUUCUUAUAUUGCUACUACUUCUUCAUCACCUACUACACCACAUUAUCUUGUUAUUCUUAAGGAUUCAUCAUUAAUUUGUACUUGUAUGAGUAAGUUUGAAGUAAUUUCAUCUGAUACAAAUGUUGUGAUUACUCAGAAAAUGAAAACUAGUGCAAAUAUUUCUUUGCAAUAUAUUGAACAAAUCAGACCUACUAAUGUUAUUAUACCAGCUAUUAGAGAAAAAGUUAAUAAAAAGGUUCAAUUUGGUACUGCAAUGUCAUUAGCAAAAACAAGUGUACAAAUCGCAGUAUCAGAAGGUGCUAUAACAGAAUUUAUACAUGUUGCCAAAAUAUUUUGGCUAUUUUGCUAA